CGGCGACGGACGCACGUGCCUGUAUCGCGUUCUAAAUUCAAAAUCCCGGACCGCGAUCCGUUUGACCGGCUUUUUAAGUGUGUGCUUUGGAUUAAGAGAAAACAAUUCACAUUUCAACUGUUCCUGACGGAAUGCUUCACGUCGAAACUCCAUUUCAUUCCAAUUCUAAAAUUUAAAAACCUCGCGUUUGCUUUUUUUUAACGAAGUUUGCGUUUAGUGUGUGAAUAUUUGGCGCCAUAUUUUAUGUCAAAACCAUAACUUUUUUUUAAUUGUUUAUUUUUGUGAAACCAGGGACUUUUUUACAAAAUGUUGCGAUACUGGUUGUGUUUCGCGAGUGUGUUGUGCUUGGCGGGUUAUUGUGGUGCUAAUUACUGCAGAGAUGCCAACUUGUGUUGUCCGGGGCGAGACAGCUCCUGUGUCGUGCAGAAAGCGCAUCAAAACGCAAUCAUUGGGGACUUGACUGACAAGCCGUGCUACUGUGACCACGCUUGCCUGAAGUUGGGAGACUGUUGUCCAGAUUUUAGAGAAACUUGUGGAGUAAUCGACUGCGUGGUGUCAGGCUGGGGUCCGUGGUCACCGUGCGACACUACCUGCGGGUCGGGCAGCAUGUUGCGCUCGCGCAGGAUCGUGCAGUCGCCCGCGCACGGCGGCAGACACUGUCCGUCUCUGGUGCAGCGUCGGGCGUGUCAAGAGCACCACGGCUGCUCUGCUGACAGCGACGUUCCUUUGAGAGAGGAGACAGCAAUGAUCCUACCAGGUGGGCUGUCAGUGAGCCGGCACUCCAACGACACCGUCGACAUCCGCAAGAACCUGCGCCUGCGCAACCCAGACGACCCUGAGUCCAACUCGCAUAGAGAAUAUUGCGUCCAGUUUGAGGUCACCAAGGUGUCGAAGGCUUGCCACGCUGACUCUGACUACAAGCCCUUGAGAGAAGGUAGCACGAUUUGCGUGCUCUGCGAGACGGCGGCUUUGCGGCGUGACCUAAAAUGGCGGUGCAGUGGUCACGGCGUGGCGGGCCACGCUACAAGGUUCUACGCACUAGUUGCCCCGCACUGUCACGGCAAAUGGGUUCGCGCGCCGCACACUCCGGAGCGCACAAGUCCGUGCUGUGUUAACCCUGACUUUAUCUUCGUAUAAGUAGAAAUUUCGACUGAGUUUUUUUUUCAUUCUGCAAGUACCUUUUCUGAUUUCUAAACAGCGAAAGUUUCCAUCAAAACAGCAGUUGACUCCCCAAUCAUAUACAGGGUGUUAGUGACAUUGUAAGGAAAAUUUAAAGGGUGAUUCAGAUCAUGAUUCUAAGUUGAUAUCAUGUGGAA
Molecule: messenger RNA, 1316 nt
Organism: Pectinophora gossypiella (pink bollworm)
Lineage: Eukaryota; Metazoa; Arthropoda; Insecta; Lepidoptera; Gelechiidae
Gene: vex
Product: somatomedin-B and thrombospondin type-1 domain-containing protein
Exons: 6
Coding region: 307-1137 (276 amino acids)
Source: RefSeq, a predicted model, not a curated record